UCGCCUGCUUUCUUUAUUUAUUGUGCUUGUACGUACAUCUUUACGUUUUGUGCGGUUGUUUGCUAACUUUAACAAGUUUUACAGUUUUGUUACACAAUAGGCAGUAAAAAAGGACAAAAAGAAGAAUGGAGUCUUGGACAGCAGACUUCUUUGAAGAAAACUCAACUAAUUGCAUAGAGGAGUUAAAAGAUGACUCUAAGUGGUCAAAGAUUCCAAUGCUGAAGAAAUCCCAGAGUCACUUGUUAAAAGAGGGACAAUUUGUCAGAUUUAAAGGUAUGAUCCAGGACAUGUUGAAUCCGGUUUACUUCUUGGCCAAAUACGAAGUUCACAAUACUGUCACCAAUGAGAAGAGUUUUAAAUGUGGAAAAUACAAGGAUACACUUCAGUGUGCGGACCAUGAAAAAGUGCUGUUUGAUUCAGAAGCAUGUGAACACCAAGAAAGAAGGCCGAUGUACUGCAUAUCCGUGCCAGCAGUCAAUGACUGGGCCAAAGACAAACAUCUAGAACCAGUAUCAAUACAGCAAAGCAAUAAAGAGCAGCUUACAGUAAGUGCUGGUGUCAAAAGAAGUGCAGAUUCAGAAGAAAGCAUGGAAGUUGACAAUACUAGGCCUGUCAAUAACGAUGAUUCAAUCAAGAGACUUCGAUCAGCUGAGUCAACGAUGGAAUCAGAGAGUUCAGAAACUCCUAGUGGUCCAAUUGACUUAAAUCUUCCAAUACCUGAUGAACAAGCGGAGGCCUGUUUAAUAAAUUUGUAUGACCUGGACAAGGCUUCCUCUUUGAAGAUGAAUGAUGUGAUAGAGGCAGCGGGUUUCCUCAGUUUUGAUGAUGCCGCAGUUACGUCAGAGGACGGAGAGCAGUAUCUCCCCCCCUCUCUAGUCCCUCGGCUACAUGCUGUCACGUGGAAAACUGUCAGCUCAACACCUCCAACGCAGAGUAGCGAUGCUGUCAAACUGAGAGAUGAGUUAAGACUGGUCCUGACACAACUGUUGCUAGGAGACGCUCUGGCAGCCGAAUACCUCAUCUGUCAUCUCAUCUCUCGAGUAUACCUGCGUCAAGAUGUUUUGGUUCUGGGAAAGUUUUCACUCAACUUGUCCAACAUUCCGAUUUCCCCCGAAGACUAUACAACCCAGCUGUAUCAGUUUCUGCAGAACCUACUGAACAAAAGUCACUACCUCGCCAUGACAGUCGAAAACAUGAACUCAACUGUUAUGAUUCCUAAGAAAAAUUACGAGACAAACCGCUUGGAUAGUGGGAUGUUGCAGUUGAGUAGUAAGACCCAUUUGGUUCUCGAUGAGACGAAAAUGCAACCAGGAAAAUUGGAUGAAAGAGGAGUACAUAACUGUCGAGCUUUGAAUUCCGUGAUUGUGAAUCAACGAAUGGAGUACAACUUCCAGUUUUACGGCGUUGAAUUUCACACAGACAUUCCGAUCCUUAUUUUGUCCGAAGGAAAAUCCCUACUUCCGAGUGACUACCUGGUGCCGCUACAGCCGGAUCCGUUGUGCUUGUCCACGAUCAGUGAGGUUUUCACAGCCGCAACCCACUAUCUGCAGGAACCACUGCUGACUCAGCUACGCAACUAUGUAGCAACAGUCACCAACGUGACCUACGACCUCUCCGAUGAGGUCCAGAAGAUUGUGCAAGAGGAUUUUGUCAAGAUGAGACAAGAUAACCAGAAGUUUAAUGCGCAAGAUCUUCACUCUCUUCUCGUCUUGGCAAGAUAUUUGUCUCUAAGUGAAGGAAGUCUGUCUCUAACCAAGGACUGCUGGGCUCGAGCUUUACAAAUGGAACGAGAACGAAAACAGCGAUUGAAUAAGUAGUGGUUAAAAUAAACUGAAUUGUAAAACAUCAUUGUUAAGUUGUUGUAACUAUUUUUGUUUGUUAAUUAUGUAAAUAAACAUUUUUCACUUUUA
Messenger RNA from Macrosteles quadrilineatus (aster leafhopper), 1910 nucleotides. RefSeq names its product mini-chromosome maintenance complex-binding protein. The record is from RefSeq and is a predicted model, not a curated record. Gene Ontology annotation, biological process: DNA-templated DNA replication. The coding region runs from base 126 to 1817 and encodes 563 amino acids. Gene Ontology annotation, molecular function: chromatin binding. The transcript has 14 exons. NCBI's taxonomy places the organism in Eukaryota, Metazoa, Arthropoda, Insecta, Hemiptera, Cicadellidae.